GGAGGACGGAGAAGAAGAAGAAGGAGGCGAAGGAGGAGGAGGAGGACGGAGGCCUGGCUAACGACGGCGAACGUCCUCGAGGGUGCGAACCAACAGCAGCACCACCGCCGACGACGACGAUGAUCGCGACGGGUGGCGAUCGACGUACGUGUUGGAGACGGAGGCGCCGAUUGGCGGUGGUGACUGUGCUCUCCGCGGUUUUGGCGCUCGCGAUGGGCCCCUCGUCGUCCUGGGGCCACAGGCCGGUGCCGAACAAUCGGAUUACACUUGACACCACCAGCACGCUCCUGCCGGUCGUGUUGCGGUUGGACAACGGUGUGUCAGUGUACGAUCGCAAUAAUAGCAACAUCGGCUUCAACGCCGCCGGCCACGACGGACACAAUAGGACUAAUGAAAACGCUACGGAAAAGAGGCCGCUCUUCCCCGACGAUCUGUUCACCACUGACCAACGGCGUCGUGGCGCCGUGAUACUCCACAUACUCGGCGUUGUGUAUAUGUUCGUCGCGCUGGCAGUCGUCUGCGAUGAAUUCUUCGUGCCGUCAUUGGACGUGAUCAUUGAGAAAUUCGAAAUCGCUGACGAUGUAGCCGGUGCCACUUUCAUGGCCGCCGGUGGAUCGGCGCCCGAACUCUUUACAUCGAUUAUAGGCGUGUUCGUGUCGUUUGACGACGUCGGGAUCGGCACUAUCGUCGGUUCCGCCGUCUUCAACAUCCUCUUCGUAAUCGGCAUGUGCGCUAUAUUCUCGCGUACGGUGCUGUCGCUCACAUGGUGGCCUCUGUUCCGCGACUGCACCUUCUACAGCGUCAGUCUGCUCACCCUGAUCUACUUCUUCCGUGACAGUCACAUACACUGGUACGAGGCGCUCGUACUGUUCGGAUUCUACUUGGGAUAUGUAAGCUUUAUGAAGUGGAACCAGCAGACGGAGAGAUUCGUCAAGAGAAUACUCUACAGAAACAGAGUGACCCGGGUGAGGUCUACCGAUCAGCUGAUGCCCUCGCACCAGAGCGCCGCCCAGGCAUUGCAGCAUCCGAACGCGACCAACAGUAGCGAGACGAGCGUGGGUGGUGUGUCGGGUGCGUGCGGAAGCAGCGGGAUACCGGCGCCCGGGGAGGCCGGAUGCAGCAGCAGGGGUGGCAGCAGCAGCGGUGCUGGCGGCACCGGUACCGGACAAGGUUGCGAACAGGGCGGCCACGGAGGGGGCUCGUCUUCUCAUUCGACACGGGAGAGCCACGCCAAGUUCCGGCACGGCCUGCUGCAGCUUAUGAUCCACACGAUCGAUCCGCUCCACGACGGUCAGUCCCGCGCCGGCAAGGUGGACGAGAAAGCGACGCAGCUGCACGCGAUAGCGUCACUGAAAGUGCUGCUGGACGCCACGAGGCCGCACAACGGCGCCGCGACGUCGACCGCCGCCCAUUAUUCCGGCGCGCCCUCGAAGGAGACGACCCUGCAGCUGCAGCAGGGCUCGCAAGGCACCACUACGACCACCACGACUACGACCACCACCGCCGGCACCACCGCCGGUAUUCAGGAACUUCCGAACGGUGGUAUUGCCGUCGGUAUCGACGCUGGCCUCGAAUCGGGCGAAGAGGAUGAACCUCCAGAGGCCUUGGACAUGGGCUGGCCUAGCAGUCCGAGAAAAAGGCUAACUUACAUCUUGGUCGCGCCAAUCUUAUUUCCUCUUUGGUUGACGUUACCGGAUACGAGAACACCCAGAGGGAAGAAGUUCUUCCCGGUGACGUUCAUCGGCUCGAUCUUCUGGAUCGCGGCGUACUCGUAUCUGAUGGUCUGGUGGGCGAACGUCGCCGGUGACACAGUGGCCAUACCGCCGGAGGUGAUGGGCCUGACGUUCCUCGCAGCCGGCACCAGCAUACCGGACCUCAUCACGAGCGUCAUCGUCGCGCGGAAGGGAUACGGCGAUAUGGCGGUGUCGAGUUCCGUCGGCAGCAACAUCUUCGACGUGACCGUUGGGCUUCCGGUUCCAUGGCUCCUGUACGGCUUGAUCUACGGGAAACCCGUGGAGGUGAACUCGGUAGGCAUGGUGUGCAGUAUAGCGAUACUGUUCUGCAUGCUGCUGUUCGUGAUCAUGAGCAUCGCCUGCUUUAAGUGGCAAAUGAACAAGGGUCUCGGCUUCACGAUGUUCAUCCUCUACUUCGUCUUCGUCGCCGUCUCGCUGAUGUUCGAGUAUCAGCUGUUAAUCUGCCCGGUGUAGGACUGCCAGGACAACGGCAAAGCGGGCAAAGCAGAAGGAAUCCCCUCUGGUGGUGUCUCGCCGGAGGCGGAGGAGCACGUCUGCGAAUGGACGUACACACACACACUUACGGGUCUCGUCAUCAUCAUCGUCAUCGUCGUCGACAGGUCUCGGCCGACGAGAGAAACUCUUCCCCGCGGUCGUCCCGUGGCUUCGAGCCGAGGAGAGGAAACCGUGCCAGUCAUUAUCUGCCUUCCCGUGCGAGCGCGCGCGAAGGAAAUUCAAAGGUCGAACGGCAAUAGCACCACAUCCGCCAUUACCAUCACUACUACCACCAUCACCACCACACUAUCACCAAUCAUCGAGAGUCACAGCAGUUUACAUACUGCGCAUAUAUUACGAGGUGUCUUGUUCUAGUCGAGGUGUACAUAUUGUAUAAAUCUUGAAAUACCUGAAAUGAAAUACUCGUCUUGUUAUAAGAAUUCAUCGAGCGCGACACUCCUCGACCGCUCGAGUGCGCUACUCUAUUUAGGCACGGCGAGCGCGUUAGCCGAUCGUGCCAAGGACCAAACGAGUGUAACUUCGUAUAAUCCGCAGGGGAGUCACCCGGCAAACUUUGAGUCUCAUCUCCUCGAGCGUCUUCUCCUCCUCCUUUCUCGUCCUCUAUUUCUCCUCGUUACUCGCGAGCGAGCGAGCGGCUCAGCGCGCGAGGCAGAUCGAUAUCACGUCGCUAUUUAAAAUUGAUUCGUCUUGAUCCAAAGGAUUCGCAUUCUCGCGAGAGAGAGGCGUGGUUUGAACAGCGGAUGUUCAUGUGCGACGGCGUUUCCACUUUAUGAAAAGCGCGUUCGUCGAAGCGCUGAGCAGCGUCUCUCGACCGUAGUCGCAGUCACAUUAGCAAUAAGUAACGCGAUUCCUCGAGCGACGGUGGUUCGAACUGUCGGAUUUUUCAAAUGCCCAACAUAGAUUUACCGCGACGUUUGUACAAAACGCUCCUACCCGUAGGACUCCUUCCUUGUUUGACUCCUUGGCACGCUCACGUCCAAAUAAUAUAUAUAUAUAUAUAUAUAUAUAUAUAUAUAAUUAUAUAU
This is a messenger RNA of Odontomachus brunneus, 3274 nucleotides long. It is a transcript of the gene Nckx30C, whose product is annotated as sodium/potassium/calcium exchanger Nckx30C. The transcript is spliced from 7 exons. The record is from RefSeq and is a predicted model, not a curated record. Gene Ontology annotation, biological process: intracellular calcium ion homeostasis; calcium ion transmembrane transport. NCBI's taxonomy places the organism in Eukaryota, Metazoa, Arthropoda, Insecta, Hymenoptera, Formicidae. Bases 120 to 2207 code for a protein of 695 amino acids. Gene Ontology annotation, molecular function: calcium channel activity; calcium, potassium:sodium antiporter activity. Gene Ontology annotation, cellular component: membrane.